This is a messenger RNA of Pelobates cultripes (western spadefoot toad), 912 nucleotides long. The record is from the annotation of a GenBank genome assembly. NCBI's taxonomy places the organism in Eukaryota, Metazoa, Chordata, Amphibia, Anura, Pelobatidae.
GUAGUAGUUGAUGACCUCACCAUUUGGCUCAGCAAGGAGGAAAAUGUGCUUGCAACCAUCAAAGCUCUGCUAACUGCAUCACAUCUGUCUCCACAAGCAGACAGACGGGAGGAUCGUGGAAGAGAUAGAGGAUUUGCAGUAUCCCAUAAACAACCUCUCUUACAACUGCCGGUCACCAAUGUCCUCUCUCAGCCUCUUACUGAAGCCAAAGUGAAAAUUAUUAUGCCAAAUAAUAAUUACAAUAACAAUUAUGCCAAAUAAUCCAGCACCAAAGCCACGGUCCUUCAACAGACAGCCUUCUCUACAUCUGGAGACUCCUUUGAACUAAACUUAAUGGAAACCAAACUUGCCAAUGGUUAUUAUGACUUUUCAAUUAGUGUGGAGGGAGACAGCCGCUACCUGGCAAGUCAAGUGGAGCUCAAUGUAACAGUAUCCACAGAGGCUGGAAUUGAAAAUGUUGACCUCUCCAUUGUAGACAAAGACCAAAGUAUGCCUCCAAAGACUUCCAGGGUAGAGUACAACUCGAAAGCUAAAGGAUCCUUCACUGCUGAUAGCCACCAUAAUUUUGCCUUGUCCUUCCAGCUCACAGAUGUGAACACUGGGCUAAUCUCAUACCGCAAGCAGAAGACCAGACAGGACGUUGUAUUUGUAGCUGAGCCAGACAGUAAGAACAUCUAUAGGUUAGAGCUUGACCCAUCUGAGAGGAAGUCUGAGUUUGACUCUGCAAUAGGAACAUACAAACUCAUAGCUGAUUUGGUCAUUAAGUUCCCUGAAGAGGACUGUCCAACUCUGAUCCAGUCCAAAAACCUGUUUAACCCCAAGCAAGAUAUUCCGCAUUUAUUUAGAGAGCCUGAGAAAAGACCUCCUAAUGUUGUAUCCACAACCUUCACUGCGCUGGUCCUUUGGAUAAAA